This is a messenger RNA of Fibroporia radiculosa, 576 nucleotides long. RefSeq lists its product as uncharacterized. The transcript has 6 exons. The record is from RefSeq and is a predicted model, not a curated record. Bases 1 to 576 code for a protein of 191 amino acids. Gene Ontology annotation, cellular component: CCAAT-binding factor complex; nucleus. Gene Ontology annotation, molecular function: DNA-binding transcription activator activity, RNA polymerase II-specific; protein heterodimerization activity. Lineage: Eukaryota; Fungi; Basidiomycota; Agaricomycetes; Polyporales; Fibroporiaceae. Gene Ontology annotation, biological process: regulation of DNA-templated transcription.
AUGUCGUCCUCCAAUCCGAAGCCGUACGUGCAAGCCGGGGAACCGCUCCAAGACUUCCUGCGAUCCUUUUGGCAGCGCCAGGUCGAUGCUGCCGAGCAGGAGACCCCCGACUACCGCCAUCCACCUCUCCCCCUCGCUCGUAUCAAGAAGGUCAUGAAGAGCGACCCUGAAGUGAAGUUCACGGACCCAACGCAGAUGAUCGCAGCAGACGCACCUAUCCUGUUCUGCAAGGCUUGCGAAAUCUUCAUUGCGGAGAUCACGGCUCGCGCGUUCAUCAUCGCCGACUCAAAUAAACGGCGCACGCUCUCCCGUGCUGACAUCGCGAAAGCACUCAGCAAAUCAGAUCAGUUCGACUUCCUUAUAGACAUUGUCCCGCGUGAGGAGCCCUUGGCUGGCGCAUCUGGCCGUACUAGCAAAAAAGGGAGUGGGGCGCAAGCGAAAGUAGAGCAGACCGACGAAGGCGCGCAGCAAGAACAGGAAGAGAGUGGUCGUUCAUCAGAGAAUGUGCCGUCUGUCGAUCUAGAGCAGCUUCAAACUCUAUUACACCCUCCAGGAUCGGAGAGCCGGCCUACAUGA